Messenger RNA from Magnolia sinica, 1918 nucleotides. RefSeq names its product pectinesterase. Bases 50 to 1672 code for a protein of 540 amino acids. The transcript is spliced from 2 exons. The record is from RefSeq and is a predicted model, not a curated record. Gene Ontology annotation, molecular function: pectinesterase activity; pectinesterase inhibitor activity. Gene Ontology annotation, biological process: cell wall modification. Lineage: Eukaryota; Viridiplantae; Streptophyta; Magnoliopsida; Magnoliales; Magnoliaceae.
CUCUCUCUCCACACAACGCAACACACCAACACGCACGUACAGAAACACCAUGUCUCUCACACGUGCAAACACGUAUCAACGUCUGCCCUCAGACCAUAAUGACCAAAGAAAAAAACUCAUCUUAUGGGCAUGCUCAAUCUUCUUACUCCUUUCACUUGCAACACUCUCAUGUUUUGUAACAAUAAAACUACAAGAACCCAACCCAAAGUCCACACCUUCUCAUAUUCCCCACUCCAUUGUCUCCAAAGCUAUUACCUCAGCCGCAGGCUCUUCCCCAAAAUCCCCAAAAGACCUCUUCCACCUCUCAGUCCAGCUCUCCAUCACCCACGCCCGCAAGGCCCUCACCCUCGCCUACGAUCCCACCGUUUCAGAUCAAAAGCUAGGAACCCACUCACCCUCUGGCAUGCACGAUUGCAUCGAGCUACUUGAUAGUAGCUUGAUGCAACUGUCCGACGUUGUGGACCCCAAAAGGAGCUCGACCUCCGACGACAUCAACACAUGGCUGAGCGCAGCCCUCACGAAUCAGGUCACAUGCAUCGAUGGACUGGAGAAUAUCCAAUCUCCCACAGCAACGGCCAUGAUGGAGCGAGCACGUAACCUGACUAAGCUCAUUAGUAAUUCACUUGCACUGUACAAAUCCGUAGUGGGCCAUGUGAAAUCCGGUGGGACCCGGAAAUUGCUAUCCGAUGGAUUCCCCGAGUGGGUAUCUGUGGCGGAUAGGAAGCUUCUAGAAGCUUCCGUGGAUGAACUCCGGCCACACGCUGUAGUGGCCAUGGAUGGGACUGGUACACAUGCAACUAUAAGUGAGGCGCUUCUAGCGGUUUCAGCGGCGGGAGAGGGGAGUGGCAGAACGGUAAUUCAUUUGAAAGCUGGGACCUAUAAUGAGGACGUGAAGAUUCCCGCCAAACAGAAGAAUGUCAUGCUAGUGGGAGAUGGGAAGGGCGUAACGGUUAUUACCGGUCAUAAAAAUGCCGAGGACGGCUCGAGCACCUUCGCUUCUGCAACUGUUGGCAUCACCGGCGAAGGCUUCAUAGCUCGUGACAUAACCUUCGUAAACAGUGCGGGCCCCAGCAAGAACCAAGCCGUAGCCCUACGCGUCGGAUCGGACCGAUCGGUGAUCUACCGUUGCUCCAUUCAAGGUUACCAGGACACACUCUACACUCUAUCCAACCGUCAAUUCUACCGGGAAACUGACAUCUACGGCACCGUCGACUUCAUCUUUGGAAAUUCGGCCGUCGUCUUUCAAUCUUGCAACAUCAACGCCAUUAAAUCUGGAUCCGGCCAGAAAAAUUACGUGACGGCUCAAGGCCGUAGCGAUGCAAAUCAGAACACUGGAAUCUCUAUCCAUAAUUGCAGGAUCUCAGGGACGGCUGAUACUUAUCUUGGUAGGCCAUGGAAACAGUAUUCAAGGACUGUGAUCAUGCAAUCUUCAUUGAGUGGUAUCAAUUCAGCUGGAUGGCACCCUUGGAGUGGGAGUUUUGCCCUCAAGACAUUGUAUUAUGCUGAGUACAUGAAUUCGGGUCCUAGUUCGUCCACUUCGGGUCGGGUCGGGUGGCCCGGUUAUCACUCAUCGAUCAGCGCAUCUGAAGCGUCCAAAUUCACUGUCGCUGGGUUUAUCUCCGGCAACCAAUGGUUGCCAUCCACUGGUGUCCCGUUCGACGCCGGACUCUAGCUAUGAUGCAUAGAAGGUGGUUUGUAAGUGGGACAGAUGGUCCAUAUCGUGUUAUCGGGUAGGUUCCGUACGUGAGGUACGCGGGAUGUGUAAAUGUGUGUAUACGUGCCAUACGUGUGCUUUGUUAUUUCCAUUGUGCAUGCACGUGCCCCUGCAAGUAGGGAUGCGCGCACCAGAUAAAUGUUUGUACGUGUGGGAAUUAUAUGAUCCAACUGUUAAUAAUAUCGCAUGUUUCUUCAGAUCUAA